AUGACCCAGCAGUUUCAAACUGAAACCGAGCGCCAUGCCUUUUGGUCAUUUGCCAAUUUCGCGCCCAGUCUUGCCAAUUUUUCCAGCGCCGAGAUUUGGAAUACUUAUGCACUACAAAUAAGCUAUGCCGAGCCCGCUAUUCAGCAUAUCAUUCUUUCUAUCGGCCACCUGCUUAAUAUACCUACAGCUGAUCCAUGGAGCGGAAGUAACGCUGCGCCAGAUGAACAGCAACACAUCGUCUUUUAUCACUAUGGCAAAGCAUUGCAUUCUUUGAUCAACAACCCUAAUCCAGACGUGAACGUCGUGCUACUGUCAUGUCUGAUUUUCUGCCUGUUUGAAGAACUCCAAGGAAACUGUUAUGCAGCUUUGCAGCAUGUCAUAGCCGGAAGAGACAUCCUUCUCAGACAUAUCCGCUCGUUGAAGCCGUCUGCAGCACGCAGCAACAACUUGGGUUCGAUCAAGCCCUCAUCUACCUGGGACCCACUACUCGCGCAGCUGUUGCAGCUCUUUUCUUACCUUGAAAUGCACACGCCUGUGCUGGAGGGGCGUUCUAUUGAUUCGCACGUACGCCUGCCGUUGCCAGGCUUUUCUAAACCGGAUGUGACAAGUCGCCAAACAGCUCGACAACUAAGCUGGAGGCCUCACGCACCAUCUCUCGGUAGUAACAAUGAGAGUACACCUUCGACAUACAUACUGAACGAAGCCCCGCUUGAAUUUGGAAGUAUUACAGAUGCGAGCCAAUGCCUGGCCGGCCUUGCAGCUGCUUGCAGUGCCGACAUGAGACGGGAUCUUUUGAGUGAAUCCAUACCUAGAUGGCGUAGUAACUUUGUGGUUCCCUCCCCUGAAACAAUUCUAUUGAACCACUGGCUCGAAAGAUUCAAUCGUUUUAUGACGAAAUUCUCGGCCGACGACAUCACACAGGGGGUUUUGAUAGAUUGUCAUAUCCUCCGGACGUACCAUGGCUGUCUCACUCUCAUAAACCGAGCCAAACACAUCGGACAAGAAAUCGUCCUUGAUGAUAAUCUAGUGUUUUUUGACCUAACAAUGUUCAGGAUUACGGUUCUUAUUUCUGUUGCAAAAGAUGAAUUAAUAUCGCCUUUGUUUUUCGUCGCCACUCGUUGCCGUGUCACCCACACCCGGCUCAGAGCAGUUGGUUUUCUUCGCCAGUGUGGCCACGAGGGCCAAUUCUUGGCCGAUGUGGCGGAGCGAAUUAUUGAAAACGAAGAAUCGAAUGGUAUGAAAGACGGCGAACAACAAGCCACGCCUACUGGUUUUCCUAUUCCAGAGGAGUCACGUCUGAGACUCCAUGGCAUAAACCCUCCGAUAGGCGAUGAUGACGUCUCCUACCUUAUGGUGUCACGUUUCCCCUAUUACCCACGUGUUCCUACUACACCGUUACCGGUCCAUCUUUCCUCUGUGCGAGAAAAUCAUUUCUCCAACAAAGCUCGCUCUUGUCUCGAUCGGGCACUUCGCUUCGAGAUGUACUCGUCCGUACCAUAG
Talaromyces rugulosus is the source of this 1500-nucleotide messenger RNA. RefSeq lists its product as uncharacterized. The record is from RefSeq and is a predicted model, not a curated record. The transcript has a single exon. NCBI's taxonomy places the organism in Eukaryota, Fungi, Ascomycota, Eurotiomycetes, Eurotiales, Trichocomaceae. Bases 1 to 1500 code for a protein of 499 amino acids.